Molecule: messenger RNA, 2457 nt
Organism: Phialemonium atrogriseum
Lineage: Eukaryota; Fungi; Ascomycota; Sordariomycetes; Cephalothecales; Cephalothecaceae
Product: formamidase
Exons: 13
Coding region: 1-2457 (818 amino acids)
Molecular function (GO): hydrolase activity, acting on carbon-nitrogen (but not peptide) bonds, in linear amides
Source: RefSeq, a predicted model, not a curated record
AUGUCGUCAAGCCAGAAGCCGCAUAUCGAUAAAGAACGGCUCAAGGAGAAGUUCGAUAUCUCCAACUUCGAUAUCAAUGCCGUGUUGCGAGGUUUCCAGCUUACUAUAGUUGGGGCCCACAGAGCUCUACAGAACCCUACCAUCUUUACCUCGAAGCACUACAGGCAAGCUGCUAGUGCUGUGGCGGCUGGCAUUGCCAUCCGGCUUGCCAUUGCUAUUCCGAUUAUUGGCAUCAGGGUCUUCCUAUGGAUGCUCUCCUUCGUAGUCGACCUUGAGGCUGUCACUUGGGAUGACACGCUAGUGGACGGACUUGCCUUUGUUGGCGAAUAUGUCCUGCAGGUUCCGCUUUUCCUCAUGAGCCUGAUGCGCUAUGUUACGCCAACUCUGGACAACUUAUUCAUGGACUCAUUGCAGUGGGUCGAUAUGACAUAUGUCCAGAAGCACAAGGACGAGGAUCCAGACAAGCUCAGGGACAUGUACUACCCGAAUCUCCGGCAGUACUCGGUCAAGGACGGCAGCACGCACACAUCAAGCACAGCCCAGGCAGUUUCCUUGUUCCUGUACCGCUUCUUGCGCAAGGGCCUGAUCUCACUCGCGGUAUUCGGUGCUUCAUACCUGCCCUACGUUGGCCGCUUCGUCCUUCCAGCCGCAUCUUUUUAUACCUUCAACAGAGCGGUGGGGCUUGGGCCAGCUUCGCUCAUCUUUGGCGUUGGUGUCUGCCUACCACGGAGGUAUCUAGUCAUCUUCCUGCAGUCAUACUUCGCCUCUCGGAGCCUUAUGAGGGAGUUGCUCGAGCCAUACUUUGCGCGAAUCCACUUCACCAAGCAGGAAAAGCGAAAAUGGUUCCACGACCGAGAGGGCAUUUUAUUCGGUUUUGGCAUAGGCUUUUAUAUCCUGCUCCGCGUUCCGCUGCUUGGCGUCUUGAUAUACGGCAUUGCUGAGGCUUCGGCUGCCUAUUUGAUCACCAAGAUUACCGACCCGCCGCCACCGCCUUCCCGAAGUGCGGGUUUUGCUACACGGCAGCAGGUGUGGACAAACAAACAUGAGUUCUUGAACCUGUCGCUUGCAGAUCUGGAUGCUCUCCUGGAUAAGCCCCCUCCGUACGAAGCUGCUGAUCCGAGCCAGUCUUCACCUGCCAAAGCCACGGGGAUCCGCACGGCAGCAAAGGUAUCCUUCGACAAACCAGCUGCAGACCAGCCGAUCCUUCAUAACAGAUUCGCAGUUCCUUUCGCUGGCACCAUCAAGGAUGGCGAGACCGUGAAGAUCGAGUGUCUUGACUGGACCGGUGGCCAGAUUGGCAACAAUGACUCGGCCGACGAUAUGCGGAACAUCGACCUGACCAAGGUCCACUACCUAACCGGCCCCUUCGAGAUCGAGGGGGCUCAACCGGGAGAUCUGCUGCUCGCCGAGAUCAUGGACGUCCAACCUUUCCAGGACCGACCAUGGGGUUUCACCGGCAUCUUCGACCGGAGCAAUGGCGGAGGUUUCCUGGAUGAGAUCUACCCAUCCGCAGCCAAGGCCAUCUGGGAUUUUGAGGGCAUCUUCUGCACCUCUCGGCACAUCCCGAACGUCAAGUUCGCGGGGCUCAUCCACCCGGGCAUCAUCGGCUGCGCCCCGUCGGCCGAGGUCCUGGCCACCUGGAACAGGCGCGAGGGAGAGCUGAUCGACGCCAACAGGCUGGCCGACCGCGAGGUCGCCCUCCCGCCACAGCCGAUCAACGUCCACGCCGGAAGCGCCGAGAAGGGGGUCGCCGAGAAGGUCGGCAGGGAGGGCGCGAGGACCAUCCCCGGCCGGCCUGAGCAUGGCGGGAAUUGCGAUAUCAAAAAUCUCAGCAGAGGUAGCAAGGUCUACCUCCCCGUGCAUGUUCCCGGAGCAAAGUUCAGUGUUGGAGACUUUCAUUUCUCGCAGGGCGACGGCGAGAUUUCCUUCUGCGGCGCCAUCGAGAUGGCCGGCGUCAUCACCAUCAACUUCAAGGUUAUCAAGAACGGGAUGGCGGACCUAGGGCUGAAGUCCCCGAUCUACAUACCGGGCCCCGUCGAGCCGCAGUUCGGCCCCGGCCGCCACAUCUACUUCGAGGGCUUCAGCGUCGACGAGCACGGCAAACAGCACUACAUGGAUGUCACCGUCGCAUAUCGGCAGACCAGUCUUCGAUGCAUCGAAUAUCUCCGCAGGUUCGGCUACAGCGACUACCAGUCCUACCUCCUCAUGUCGUGUGCGCCCAUCCAGGGCCACGUAGCCGGUAUCGUCGACAUCCCGAAUGCCUGCACCACCAUCGGCCUGCCGAUGGACAUAUUCGACUUCGAUAUCUCGCCGUCGGCGAUCCCGGCGAAGAAGGCGGAUAGGGGAACUUGUGCGUUCGAGACCGGGGUCAAGGAGGGCAAGGUCACGGCGGGUGGUAAGAAUAGCGAGCACAGCUUUGGAGGAGGCAUGACGUACAAGGAAGGCGUUGGGAAGUAG